Molecule: messenger RNA, 978 nt
Organism: Grosmannia clavigera kw1407
Lineage: Eukaryota; Fungi; Ascomycota; Sordariomycetes; Ophiostomatales; Ophiostomataceae
Product: methyltransferase type 11
Exons: 1
Coding region: 1-978 (325 amino acids)
Molecular function (GO): S-adenosylmethionine-dependent methyltransferase activity
Source: RefSeq, a predicted model, not a curated record
AUGGCAGACGCAGGGAUGCCAUCCUCGGAGAAGACCUUCCGCGGCUACAGUGCCGAACAGGGCCAGAAGUAUGCGCGUGCGCGUCCGGGCUACCCGGUGACGCUGUAUGAUGCCGUGGCGGCCUACCACGUCGGACACGGCGGCCGUCUGGACACGCUGCUCGACGUCGGCUGUGGGCCGGGCACAGUGGUGGGUGAGUUUGGCGGUCGGUUCCGGCAGGCCAUCGGUAUUGACCCGUCGGCCGGUAUGAUCAGCGCGACACGGGAGAAGGUCCAAGGCGCGGCCGUGCGGUUCGAGGUGUCGACGGCCGAAGCACUCGGUGCCGACCACAGCCCGCCGCUCGUGGCCGACGGCAGCGUCGACGUCAUCACGGCCGCCACGGCCGCCCACUGGUUCGACAUGGCCGGUUUCUGGACGCGUGCCGCCCAGGUCCUCCGUCCCGGUGGCACUGUCGCGCUCUGGUGCGUCGGCGGUGGACCACUGCGGCUGGCUGCUGACGUGCCGGCCGGAGCGGCCAUACAAGCACUCAUCGACGGCUUCGAUGCCCAGCUGCACGACUACAUGGUGCCCGGCAACUGGAUCGUGCGCAACUCGUACACCGAUCUGGUGCUGCCCUGGUCGUCAUCGUCGUCAUCGUCGGCUUCCGUUGCGGCCGUCUUUGAUGAGACCACGUUUAUCCGCCAGCCUUGGUGCACGUCGGCCGAUCCGGCGUACGGCUACGGCCCCGACUACGCUGUCUAUCCGUCCGUCGUCACAGCCAUCCCCUUGCGCGCUUUUGAGCGCAUCGUUGAGACCGGCAGCCCCAUCACGCGCUGGCGAGAAGCCCAUCCCGACCUCGUCGGCACCGAGAAUGACAUUGUCCGCCAGACCUUCAUCCAGAUCGAACGGCUCAUGCAGGCCGCCGGCGUCAAGCCGGGCUGCGAGACCAUCUCGGGCGCCUACGCUGGCGUCCUGCUUCUGGUGCGGAAGAAGGACUAG